Messenger RNA from Vitis vinifera (wine grape), 3081 nucleotides. RefSeq lists its product as uncharacterized. The coding region runs from base 959 to 2845 and encodes 628 amino acids. The record is from RefSeq and is a predicted model, not a curated record. The transcript is spliced from 13 exons. Lineage: Eukaryota; Viridiplantae; Streptophyta; Magnoliopsida; Vitales; Vitaceae.
UGCUUCCAUUGUAAGAUAAAAGAGAAAAAGCAAGAAUUUGUUAUUCUUGAUUUUGGGUUUCCUAAUUUUGACUUGUGGGGUUUGGAUUAUGGAGAAAGAGACAGCAUGGUAUUCAGGCAAAUGGGUUCUCAAAAUUUGAAAUCUUCAACCAUAAAAGAAUGGAGUUUUGUGGGUUGUCUUACUAUAUAAUAUAGCAAAAAGCAUCCCUUGUAUACUCACUAAGCUCUGUGCAUUAGCAGACAAAACAAUCUGCCACCAUAUGCACAUAUGCUUUGUUUUUCUUCUUUUUCAAAAUCAAACAAUAUUAUAUUUGGUGCUAUUUCAGUGCCACUCAGCCCAUUAUUUUGGAAGUUGUUUUAGAUUUUUCUCUAUUUUUUGAUUUAAAUCUUUCUGUAUUUCAAAUCUCUGUUGCCAAGUCUCUGACUUUCAACUGGGGUUUUGUUUUUUCCUCUUUCUUUAUUAUUAAGAAUUUGAAUUCUGCAGACAGAAACUGAGGGAAAUGGACGGUUCAAUGCUCGAUACUUGUUGUUUUUUUCAAAAAACAAAUCUUAUAUUAUAUUUUAAUUUUGAAAUGGUAUCUGCACAAGCAUUCAAAAAAGCAUCUUGCUCGUCCGCCAAGGCUUUUUUCCAUGAAUGUUCUAAGUUCUAACUUCUAACACAGGUUUCUUUUUUAUAUCUCUUUGAUUUAUUCGCGUUUGGGUUGUUUGAGGAUUUGGGGAUGGAAAAUUAGGAGACAUUCAUUGCUUGAGAUUGAUGGGUCUGUGUAAAAUUUGAGAGAGAAUUUGGGGACCACCACUUCUUCUUUACAUACAAAAACCAAAAUGCAUUUUUUUAGGUUACUUGUUCUUUUUCUUUUCACUCUCAAGCUCAGUUUACCUUUUCUCAAGAACCAGAAAUCUGGAGAUGGGCUGUUGUUGUAAGAGUGGAAGUUUACUAGUUGUUUCAGAAAUUGCUGGGUAUGGUUAAUGAUUUCAAGAUGUGUGACUCAGUUGUUGUGCAAUCUGCCUCAGACCGAAAUGAUUCCAGCAACAAAUGUUCACCUUCUGGUGCGAGUUAUUGUAGUUCAGCAACUCUCUAUGAUUUUGAGGGCAAUUUUCAGAACAAUCACUCCUCCUUCGAGGUGAGCAAUAUUGGUGAAGAAGCUGAGAGACUCGGCUCAAGCAAUAAACAGAAUGGUGCUUGUCCUUAUAGGUUCCAACUUGAACAGGAUGUAGAAAGAUUACAGAGGCAACUUCAAGAAGAGAUGGAACUCCAUGCUAUUCUGGAAAAUGCAAUUGAGAAAAACACUGGAGAAUUAUCUAGUUCAUCAUGCCUCCCUCACAAUGCUCAGGUGCUCUUGGCUAAUAUUUCAGUAUUGGAGCUCACAGUUUCAAAACUUGAGCAAGAGAUGGUGUCUUUGCAUUUUAAGCUUAGUCAAGAAAGAAAUGAACGAAGACUUGCAGAAUACCGAAUGCGACAUUCAUCUUCUUUUUCAUUAUCGCGUUGCUCCCCUGACAACAUGAAAGCAUCCAAAUCAUCAUCAUUGAGGUGUUUAAAGCAUUCCAUUUCUGAGCUGCAUCAUUCCUAUGAACAUGGCUCAUGCCAGGAGCUAAGGGAUCAACCACCGGCAUCUACUAGCAAAUCAUGCAGCGCAUACUCAAUGGUAGAGAAUGCAGAUAACUCAGUAGCAGUUUUCCCCGAGGAUAUAAUAUCCAUUAAAACAGAUACCAAAUGUUAUCAACCUGUAGACUUUGGGAAACUUACCAAGGGGAUGCCUCCUAAGGGUCUAUGGGAGCACCCUAAUCAACUAUCAGAAGAGAUGGUACGAUGCAUGAAAAAUAUAUUCAUAUCUCUGGCUGAGUCUGCUCUACCAUCCAAACCAUCUGCAGUGGAGAGUCAGUGCUCUUCCUUGUCACCUCGUGGACAUCUUUCAAAUUCGUCUUUGUGGUCAUCAUCUGAGCGCUCAAUCAUUUCAUCAUGGGUACAGAGCCCACAAGUUGAUGUAAAAGGUCACUCUGAAGUUUUAGCCACAGAGAAUGUCUGUGACCCCUAUAAAGUGCGUGGAAAAUUAAGUUGGGCAGACAUUGGAACGUAUGGUUUAGCAACUGAGGUUUCUUGGAUGUCUGUUGGGAAGAAGCAACUAGAAUAUGCUUCUGGGGCACUAAGGAGGUUCAGAACACUAGUUGAGCAGCUGGCGAAAGUGAACCCUAUCCAAUUGAACUGCAAUGAGAAGCUGGCUUUCUGGAUCAACUUAUAUAAUGCACUCAUAAUGCAUGCGUACUUGGCAUAUGGAGUCCCAAGAAGUGACCUGAAGCUCUUUUCUUUGAUGCAAAAGGCGGCUUACACUGUUGGGGGGCAUUCUUUCAGUGCAGCUGCUAUUGAGUAUGUGAUUCUGAAGAUGAAACCACCUGUCCAUCGGCCACAAAUUGCUUUGCUACUUGCCCUUCACAAACUGAAGGUGUCAGAGGAGCUACGGAAGUCUGCAAUUGAUACGUGUGAACCUCUUGUAGCUUUUGCUCUCAGCUGUGGGAUGUAUUCGUCACCAUCAAUAAGGAUCUACACAGCAAAGAAAGUGAGGGAGGAGCUUCAGGAAGCUCAGCGCGAUUUUAUUCGGGCCUCAGUGGGGUUGAGCAGCAAAGGCAGGUUAUUGGUGCCAAAGAUGCUGCACUGCUUUGCAAAAGGCUUUGUGGAUGAUGCAAAACUGGCUGUAUGGAUAUCACAUUACCUUCCACCCCACCAGGCUGCCUUUGUUGAGCAGUGCAUUUCACGGAGGCGACAAAGCCUUCUUGGUUCACGUAACUGUGGGAUUCUUCCCUUUGAUUCUCACUUCCGUUACCUGUUCCUGCCUGACCAACUUUCACUCUAAUGGCGCUUGUUUUAUACUAAAUAUGCAGCCUUAGGUCAAUUUCCACCUUGGAAAUGACUUGAGGAUGGUUGCAGUUUUGGUGUUUUUGCCUUGUAGACCAGUUGUAUCCCUGUUGGGUGUUGUAUAUGUUGUUGAUGGACAGCAGGAGCUCAAGUAUGGGGCUCACUGCAGGUAACUGACAUGUACUAGCUUCAUUUAACAAACUGUUAAUAAAGAAUUAAUGAAGAUUUGUUCUA